UAAAUUAAAGCAAGUAAACAAAUAAAAAAGAAAAAAAAAAAAGGAAAAGACGAGGAAACCCUAGCAGGAUCUCUUUCCUUCCUUCCCUUUCUCGUUCAGCACCUGCCGGCCGCUUUCUCCAUCGUUUUUCUUCUCUCUCCGGCGAAAACAUCAGCGACUUCGCCGUCUCCUCCUUCCGGCGACAAAAAUCUCAGAGCAACGAGGAUAAAACCCAGACCACGUUAUCUCCUGCAGCGUGAGCCAGCGAAACCAACGACCUCCGGCGACCUCGCAAAUACCCUGCGUUCCUUUCGAAAAGUCAGGAAAGAAAAUGGUCUCUGGGUUGAUAAAUGCAAAUCCAGUUGUAUACCAAAAGAAAGAGCGGCGGGCUCGAAACGCUCCAUGUGAUAGUGAUGAAUAUGCAGUGGAGCCCAUUGAUCAGUUGGAAAUUUUUGAUCAUAUUAGAGAUAUUAAAGAUCCUGAGCACCCUUACUCUUUAGAGGAGCUUAAAGUAAUAACAGAAGAUGCAGUUGAAGUAGAUGAUGGGCUUAGUUAUGUGAGAGUUACCUUUACUCCAACUGUUGAACAUUGUAGUAUGGCAACAAUUAUUGGUUUGUGCUUAAGAGUGAAACUUAUGAGGAGCCUCCCUUCUCGGUACAAGGUGGACAUUAGGGUAGCUCCUGGAUCCCAUGCUACUGAAGCUGCAGUAAAUAAACAACUUAAUGACAAAGAAAGAGUCGCAGCAGCACUAGAAAAUCCAAAUCUAUUAGAUAUGGUUGAUGAAUGCUUGGCUCCAUCUUAUAGUUGAUUAAGUUGGGAUUGACAAAUGCAGUUAAGAUCAAUAAUCAUCUGAAAUCCAAUCUCACGGAAGCUUUUUGGUCUCUUUUAUGAAUAUAUGUAUUAUACGAGUUUAGAAAUAAAAUGUUCUGAAAAUUUUCUGGAUCAUUUUCUCUGAAUCAGUAGGAUACAACCAUAUAGAUAUCUCAUCAAAGGGUUAGCUGCACUUGGAUUCUUUAUUACAUAGGGUUGUAUUUUAUUAUUAUGAUUAUUUUAUUGCAUUUAUUAUCGAAGAGCUUUCCUCA
This is a messenger RNA of Cucumis melo (muskmelon), 1061 nucleotides long. RefSeq names its product protein AE7. Gene Ontology annotation, biological process: iron-sulfur cluster assembly. NCBI's taxonomy places the organism in Eukaryota, Viridiplantae, Streptophyta, Magnoliopsida, Cucurbitales, Cucurbitaceae. The transcript is spliced from 6 exons. The coding region runs from base 311 to 787 and encodes 158 amino acids. The record is from RefSeq and is a predicted model, not a curated record.